Messenger RNA from Mesoplodon densirostris (Blainville's beaked whale), 3598 nucleotides. It is a transcript of the gene TCAIM, whose product is annotated as T cell activation inhibitor, mitochondrial. The transcript is spliced from 11 exons. The record is from RefSeq and is a predicted model, not a curated record. Gene Ontology annotation, cellular component: mitochondrion. Bases 95 to 1720 code for a protein of 541 amino acids. Lineage: Eukaryota; Metazoa; Chordata; Mammalia; Artiodactyla; Ziphiidae.
GCCUGUCAGAGCCUGUCGUCAGGUGGGGCGAGAGCGGGCGGGAGCGCCGGCCCGGCGGCGCGCGCUCGUUGGCAGGGCUGGCGCCCCGGUGCGCAUGCGCUCCUGCCUGGCCCAGCGCACUCCUGCAGAGCCCUGCGAGAGGUUCGACCGUCCUUCCUCCUGGUACCUGGUGGGAGGUGGAGCAGUGAUUAAUGGAUGCCUGGAAGUUGACCUACAUAUAUAUUCAGAAAUGUUUUGCCACCUGAGACCUGUGAGGAGGUUAUGUCCAGGAAAGAUAUUUCCAUACUGGUUUCUCUACUCGAGAGCUUUAUCAGGAGGUGAAGCAGUCAAUGCCUUGAGGCCAUUCUAUUUUGCUGUACAUCCAGAUUUCUUUGGACAGCACCCCAGGGAAAGGGAAGUCAAUGAAAAUUCUCUUAAGAGAUUAAGUGCCUACUUAGAAAACCUCCAGAAACCAGGCUUCAAGUCUUUGAAACCAACCCAGCUUAUGUUUUAUGUAAGAGAAACAGACCAGAACUCCUCUGAUGGCCAGGAACACUUCAGCACUUCCGGAUUUCGAGCAGUCAAAUUUACUUUGCACACCAGAGAUCUGCUAAGCACAGUGUUAUAUAUUCUCAACUCCUGCAGUUUAUCUAUUGAACAUGUCCAAAGCUUGAAUACUAAUGUGCACUCCCAGCCUCUCAAAGAGGCGAAAAGGAUAUCUGACAGGCCCAUCAAAUGGGACAAGUCUUACUACUCCUUUACUGGAUUCAAGGACCCUGAUGAAGACCUUGAGCAAGUCUGGAGAAUGGAAACAACCCUAACAUCCUGGUUAGAUAGCAAUGGGAAAAGUGCUGUUAAAAAGCUGAAGAAUAGUUUGCCACUUAGAGAAGAACUAGAUCGUUUAAAAGGUGAACUGUCCCAUCAAUUGCAGCUCUCGGAUAUCAGGUGGCAGAGGAGCUGGGGCAUCGCCCACCGCUGCAGCCAGCUGCACAGUUUAGGCCGCUUAGCCCAGCAGAACUUGGAAAGCCUUAAAAAUGCAAAAGGAUGUACAAUAAUAUUUACAGACCUGUCCGGGAUGAGUGCAGUGGGCCAUGUGAUGCUGGGAACAAUGGAUGUCCAUCAUCACUGGACAAAACUUUUUGAAAGAUUACCGAGUUAUUUUGAGCUGCAGAGGAGGCUGAUGCUUCUGGAGGACCAAAUAAGCUAUCUUCUAGGUGGCAUCCAAGUUGUUUAUAUUGAAGAAUUACAGCCAGUGUUGACACUUGAAGAAUAUUACUCUCUUCUCGACGUGUUCUAUAAUAGACUCUUGAAAAGUCGAAUACCUUUUCACCCUCGAAGUUUGCGUGGUUUGCAAAUGAUCCUUAACAGUGACAGAUAUGCUCCAAGUUUGCACGAACUUGGGCAUUUUAACAUUCCAAUCCUCUGUGAUCCAGCAAACCUCCAGUGGUUUAUUCUCACCAAAGCCCAACAGGCAAGAGAGAACAUGAAAAGAAAAGAAGAGUUGAAAGUCAUUGAAAACGAAUUGAUGCAGGCUUCCACGAAGAAAUUUUCUCUGGAAAAGUUUUAUAAGGAGCCCAGCGUUUCAAGUAUACAAAUGGUGGACUGUUGUAAGAGACUUCUAGAACAAUCACUGCCUUAUCUACAAGGGAUGCACCUGUGCAUUUCACAUUUUUACUCUGUUAUGCAGGAUGGAGACCUUUGUAUUCCUUGGAAUUGGAAGAAUGGAGAAGCCAUUAAAUAACACAGAAAUCUGUAUUAUUUUUUAAAGAGAUAAGAAACUGCUAAACUUAUUUAAAUCCACAAUUUGAUGUAACAGUAUUACUGAUGUGUUACAAGAACAAAGUUUCUAACUGCUGCUUUAAAAGUAGACCUUUAAAAAAUUAAUUUCUAUUAGGAAAUUUGUUUUAAAAAGGUUUUAUCUCCCAAUCUUGUAGUGUUUCUUAUCUGAUUGGCAGGACUGGCUGAAAAGAUGUUAGAAAGGAUUCUACAGGGUGAAAGAUAGAUAUAUAUAUAUAGAUAUAUAGAGAUAUAUAUAUAUAUAUAUACACACACAUAUAUAUAUAUAUUUUUUUAUGAGUGAAUGUUGGUAAGUAUAAACAGGUCUCGUUCAGUAUAGCUCUGGAGUUGCGGAACUCAUUUCCACUUGUAACAAUUCAACGUGCGACUUUAUAGUUACAUCACAUGUAUCGAUACACACACCUGUAUUUUGCAGCCAAUCAUGGACAGUUUGAGUCCAAAACAGAUGACUGAUGGGUAGUAAAACUUCGUUAAUCAAAUUUUGCCUAAAGAGAGAGUAGAUGGGAAAAAGCAAUUGAAUGAAUAAAUGAUAUUGACAUUAUCAUAAGCUGUCUGAUACAGUUUGUUAAAGCAUUUCCAGAAACAGAGAAUUUAAAGUUUUCCUAUGCAUUAAGAUAGUCUAACUGUUGAUAGCCUAUAACCAAGAGACAGUGAAUUUUUUUGAAACACUGAAUGAGGUGAUUCAUUUGUUUGAAGGACAAACACUAUCCAGAAAAAUCCUUGUUUCUCAAAGAGUUCCAUCAAGUAGGGCCAAGUUUAAAAUGAUUCGGGCCAUUCAGGAUCUGCCACCCCUCUCAACCCCGGUCUGCCAAUGAUUAGAACGCUGGUUAGAGCCCCUCUGAGUCACCCCCUGUCCAUAGUUGUGUGGACUCCUGGACCCACCACCCAGCCCAGCCCCAAGCCCUACAGACAAACACAGGGCUUCUCUCUGUGGAUAUUCCCCUUAGGAUAAUAUUUUUAACCAGAUCCAAAAACCUCUUCAGCUUGUUUCUCAAGAGGACAAGGUGAAUCCAGGUUUGUAACAACAUUUUUGAGACUCUAACUGCUGAAGAAAUAAGAAAGGAAUUUUUUCCAUAGUGCGUUAGAAAGGAAAAGAGAUGCUAAAAAUGAUUCUCGAAGCAUAUGUUAAAUUUAUCUAUAACAAUGAUUAUUUGAACGCUUUAAAUUCAAAUUGUGUGUUUGAAUAAGUAUUGAUUUGUAAUUAUUAUAGUUUGUGCAUAUCACCCGUUUUAAGCUGUGCCUAACAACUGUACUUAAUUUUUUUUCUCAUGUAAAAAUGUUGGCUGGGCUUCCCUGGUGGCGCAGUGGUUGAGAGUCCACCUGCCGAUGCAGGGGACAGGGGUUCGUGCCCCGGUCCGGGAAGAUCCCACAUGCCGCGGAGCGGCUGGGCCCGUGAGCCAUGGCUGCUGAGCCUGCGCGUCCAGAGCCUGUGCUCUGCAACGGGAGAGGCCACAACAGUGAGAGGCCCGCGUACCGCAAAAAAAAAAAAAAAAAAUGUUGAUGCCUAUAAAAGUUUUCCAGAGCCAAAUGAUGGGAGUGAAAAAUUCUUUAGAGGUUACAUAGGAAAAUUUAUUUGAGGGAAUUCCCUGGCAGUCCAGUGGUUAGGACUCCACACUUUCACCGCCAAAGGUGAGGGUUCGAUCCCUGGUUGGGGAACUAAGAUCCCAAAAGCCAUGCAGUGUGGCCAAAAAAAUAAUAAUUUAUGGAAAUAUAGGUUUGGAUUAUGCCAUUUCUAAAAUCAACUAAUAUAGAAUCCUCAGUAACAUGUUUUGAAUUGGACUUUGUCUCAGAACUAAUUGUUACAUAAUAAGUAAUACGUUAA